This is a messenger RNA of Durusdinium trenchii, 885 nucleotides long. Lineage: Eukaryota; Dinophyceae; Suessiales; Symbiodiniaceae. The record is from the annotation of a GenBank genome assembly.
AUGGAUUCCAGACUUCGGGGCUGUAUGCACCAGGGUAAUACCAAUGACCUUCCUGUACAACUUAAUCACACUGUAGCCCGCCAGCCGUGUGGGCUCGAGCCAAAAGCUCCAAUUACGACACCGCGACGAGUUCUGCUGUUCUGCCUGUCAUGGGCCAUGCCCGUGUCUUGCAAGGAUUUCUUGAACGUCACCUUCAUGGUCUCCAGCACAGCGCUGAUCCUGCAGGGUGCGUUGGCGCGCGCACCCGAGAGUGCUCCUGGGGCCGGCUGGAUGCGGCUUCAUCCCCUCUUUAUGGGAUUGGCCUUCUCGCUGAUGAUCAGUCUGGGCUUUUGGAUGUACAACUAUGAGGACCUCCCUGGUGAGUGGAUUGACACCCGCCAGUCGCGCCGGAAGACGCAUGCCUUUUGCCAGGCCACUGGUGCAGUCUUGGCGGGCAUUGGUUUCUUCGUGAACUACCAGGCCCAUAGCGAGACGAAGGAGGCGCUCUUCGAACUGUCCAGCUUCUCUGAGGGCGAAGUUUGGCUGCGCUUGGCGCACAUCUUCGUGGGCUACGCUUGUUUACUGGGGCUGUUGAUCCAAGUGGGCUUGGGCAUCAUGAAGUAUCGGAUCUUGGUGGAUGACAAUGACGACAAUGACGGAGAAUGGUCGGUGCACGAGCUCAUGGGAAAUGCCGUCUUCGGCCUGGCCAACCUCAACUUGUUGACGGGCUUGUGGAUGUGGAAGGAGUACUCCAUUGCCGUUCGUGCCAUCGUCUCCUUGGCGCUGGUCACGAGCUUGGUCUUUGGCCCCCGCUGGGACGGCACGCGGGGCUUCCUCAGCAACGAGCCGAAGGUCGUGCAAGCGCGGCAUGCUGGAGGAUCCACAAGGGUCUUUGGGCGCGCGUGA